Molecule: messenger RNA, 4189 nt
Organism: Mangifera indica (mango)
Lineage: Eukaryota; Viridiplantae; Streptophyta; Magnoliopsida; Sapindales; Anacardiaceae
Product: WD repeat-containing protein 25
Exons: 6
Coding region: 2442-3785 (447 amino acids)
Molecular function (GO): protein binding
Source: RefSeq, a predicted model, not a curated record
AAACAACAACUUAUAUUAACGUUCAGAUUGUUCUAAAACCUUAAUUGUUUGCUAAUUAUUCAAGUGCUUCACUUUAUAUUUUUCUAUGGGUUCUUUUGUUCUUUAUGUUUUGAGCUUCCUGUGAUGUAGAUGAGUUAGAAGAUGGUGUAUUUUGAAGUGGGUAUGAGUGUAUUUGGUGUUUGAUUAUUGUGUUGAGUGUAAUUUGUUUGAUUUCGAUUUAAUUCAUGGCAUUUUAGCUUUAUGUGGAAUUUAAGUUAUUAACUUGUUUGCAGAUUAUUAGAUAAGAAAAUUGGACACCUUGUAAAGCUCACUAUUGAAUAAUGAAUUUUAGCAUCUUUUUUCUCGAGGUCAUUUGUUAGAUUCUGGAUAAAUUUUAACUACAAUAGGCUAACAGACCUCAAACAAACAUCCUUUUAUGCGACAGAAAAUUCUUACUAUGAUAAGUUCAGUUCAGAAACAUUGCAUUAGGUGCUUUCCAUGAAGAUUUUGACUGUCCAGAGGAGGGGCACCGACACCAUGCUUUACACCUAUAUUAAUAAAGCUUCAUAGUAUACUGCAUUCAACAAAACAACAGUCAAACAGAAUUUUUGGAAAACAUCAUUUGCUCAAUUAAGAGCUUGGGUAAAAACUUGCAUGAACUUGAGCAGAUGCCUUUGGGCAGUUCAGCAACAUCUGGAAUAUUUGGUCCUGAAACUGCAUGUGUUGUAUGCAUUGUUGUGGGUUGCCUGCUAGUUCCGGUUGUGCUAAAAAAGAGAUUAUAUUAAUCCUUUCAAGAAAUCUAGCUUUUUCUAGUAAAAACCAAAGAAAUCGCAUCUCAUUGAUACUUCCAAUAAACCCAUGUAUCACAACUUCUUUUAGAGAAUAAUGCAGACAUUUGAAUAUUGAAUUCUGUGUCUCCCAAUAAGUCUGCUCUUCAAUGUCAGAAUUGUCAAGAACAUCCUCUUGGAACUCAUCCUGUGAAAGAACGAAUAAGAUAAAGAUGUUAAAAGGUUAGUGGCAUUUUAAGACACCAUUACAUAUCCAAUGUGGAACUUAGGAAUGCUCACCCAAAUGACAUUUUCUGGUUCAUGCAUAUGCAAGGUUAGAGUAUCUAAAUUUGGGGAACUCCUUAACAAACAAGUUAUGCCAGGAAAUUCUUGAUUUGCUAGGCCUACGGCCAAACAUAAGUGCUUAAGAUUAUCGAAGGCAUUUGCCAAGCGUUCUAGUGAAUUGUUACCUGCAGGUAGAACCUUCAAGGGAAACAAAACCAGAAGUUUGAGGCAGCAAUGAACUUAAAAUGAGUGAUGAUAGUUAAAAUGAAAUUUGUGUACCUGAAUGCACCAAGUAGUUAGUGUCAGAGAUUGGCAAUGCAUUAAACCAUUCGUAAGUGAUCCCAGAGCUUCUCCUUGUAUAUGGUCUGCAUGUAUCUCAGUGAUGCCAACAAAUACAUCUAGAAGUUGAGUUGCAUUCCGAAUAUGGGUUUUCAUGAGGUAACUUUCAAUUAUUGUUAGGCUCAGCAGGCAUGGAGUCGAUAGAUCCAUAGAGUAAAUUGGCCACACAUGUGUUUCACGGUUGACCACUGACAAUUUUUUGAUCAUUAUGUUUUCAUUACUCACCAAAAAAUUUGCAGGAAUGAGACAGUUUUCCAGGUUCACAUCUUGUAGAAGAGGACUUUUGGAUGCUAGCCCAGCUAGCGAGGAGUCAAAGAUUUCUACUUGGAAUAGAGAUAACUUCUGAAGGGAUUCAAAAACUUGAAAGCUAGAUGAUCUAAAAUUGCAGAAGUUCAGCAUUAAAGUUUUCAAUACUUUGGGUGAAAAACUGCCAUGAGGUAUUUCAUAUAAUUCAGUAAGGUCUCUGGGUCCAUAAAGUUGUCCAUCGGAGAAGUCCAAGAAAAGCUGUCUGAUUUCAUUUUCAAAAGCAAAGUUAACCCAGCUAUUGAUCUUCUGAGUGUAUCCUUAUACCUCAUGCACUUCAAAUUGGAACAAUAACAGCAAGUCAUUGAUUGUACAACUAGAAAGGAGCAGGAAAGAUUGAUCCACAAACUAUAUGAAUUUCUCUUGCGAGUCAUGUAUCAAUUGAUAUAGGCAUCGAAUAUAAUUACAGGUACUUGCAAAAUUGCCAAUUUGAGGAAGCUGCAGAAGUUGUAGAUCUUUUCAGAGUAUACUCCUUGUCAUCACUAUCUCAUUGAAAUUUAGGCUUUGUGGAACCACCGAAAAGAAAUUUGCUACAAUAUGUUUCCACCGCUUUGACACUAGGCUCAUUACAAUCAAUUCUUUCUGAGGCAGAAACGAGAGGAUUUGGAAUAAAAUUGCUUCAGGUUGGAUUAAGUCAGUGGACUAUAAACUGCGCUGUGCAGCAUGGAACUCCCAUCUUCAGAAGUAAAAGAGACAUUAUUUUUGUAAAAGAAAUAUCCACUGGAGCAAACCACGCAGCUAAAGGAAAACUUUUUCACAUUUCGCGCAAUGGAGCUUCUCUGCAACGCAUACUCGACCACUUCAGACGACGAACCUGAACCUGAUUCCGAACCCAAAUCAAAACCCGUAUCUAGAAAUCCCUUAUUUCCUCCAUCAAAAAGACCCAAACCUGAAUCCUCUUAUCCCCUCGUGGAGCACAGUUCCGUGUCUCUUCCAGACCAGCGCUACUCAAAUCUUCAUAAUGAAGUUCCGGUUGCUGGCAGAUACGUAUCAAAGAGAGAGCGAGCGCUCUCUGGUGCAAUUGUGUCGACAGUUCUUGAACAAGGCCAGAGCCAGAACCCGGCGGCACAACUGUACCUCAACCAGGUAGUAAUGGGAAGCAUUUCAGAUUCGGAUAUACCACGUGAUAUUUUAUCAUCAUUGAGGCAUCACCCCAAGGGCAUUGUACAACAAAACAAAUUAUCUGGAAGGCUAUUUUCAACCCUUUGUUGUCAUACGAAGGCUGUAAAUACAAUACAAUGGUCACCAACUUAUGCUCAUCUUCUUGCUUCUGCUGGGAUGGAUCACUCAAUCUGCAUAUGGAAUGUGUGGAGCAGACAUCAGAAGUUAGCACGUGCUCUUAGCUUCCACGAUGCAGCAGUCAAUGAUGUAAAGUGGUCUCCACAGGGACUUUCUGUUCUUUCUUGUGGCCAUGAUAGCUCAUUGAGGUUAAUUGAUGUUGAAAAGGGGAUAGAGAUACAGAACUUUAAGGAGGAACAAGUGAUAAGAGUUAUAAAGUUCCAUCCUAACAACCCCAACCUCUUUCUUUCCGGGGGAUCAAAGGGCUCUCUCAAAUUGUGGGAUAUUAGAAGGGGCAAUGUGGUACAUGAAUAUAUUCGAGGUUUGGGUCCAAUUCUUGAUGUUGAAUUUUCCAUCAAUGGGAGGCAAUUUAUCUCUUCCAGUGAUGUUUCGGGAGUCAAUAUGAGUGAAAAUUCUGUUAUUGUUUGGGAUAUCUUGCGAGAGAUUCCAUUGUCUAAUCAGGUUUAUGUGGAAGCUUAUACGUGUCCCUGUAUUAGGCACCACCCAUUUGAUCCCUAUUUCGUUGCACAGUCAAACGGAAAUUAUAUAGCAAUUUUUUCUUCAAGUCCUCCUUUCAGGCUUGACAAGUACCGGAGAUAUGAAAACCAUGGGGUAUCUGGGUUCCCAAUCAAGUGCAAUUUCAGCUUGGAUGGAGAAAAGCUUGUGUCAGGCUCCUCAGAUGGUUUUAUUUACGUAUACAACUGUAGAUCUACAAAGCUUGAUAGAAAAAUCAAAGCGCAUGAGCAGGCUUGCGUAGACGUCGCUAUCCAUCCCAUUUUGCCAAACAUAAUCGCAUCAUGUAGUUGGCAUGGAGAUAUUUCAGUAUUUGAAUGAGACAGCUUAUCCAACUUUUGAGCAACAGAUUUUGUUUCUGGGCCUUUUGGUAACUUCCUUUGGCAACGAUGCGACAGAUAUGCCCAUCUCAUCUGUAAGCCACAUUACUUCUUUAAUGCAAGUGAAACUUUGCUCUACUUUUGCAAACAAAUUCCAGAAGUUCUCAGUUUCUUCCAUUUUAAUGCUCUUAUACAUCAUACCUAUUGAGGAAAAUGUCAAUCAAGAAGUGGACAUCAACAGCAAAUAUGAACCGGUUGAAGUGUAACACUGAAUUAUGAGGAAUAAUGCUGUCACUAUUCUAUUUUAAGUUAGUGUCUUUUAGGUGAAUGAUUUUGUGAUUACCGCUCAAGCUGAUGGCAUUUUGAUUGAUACCCUUCUGAAAUAAACUGAGAUUUAGAGUUUUA